CCGUCGUGGGGAUGUCGCGGGGCUCGCGGGUGGCCCUGGGCCUGUCGCUGCUGCUGACCUCGGCCACGGUGGCCGGCGUGCACCUCAAGCAGCGGCUGGACCAGCAGAGGCUUCAUUCUGGUGUGAUCAGAGACAUCGAGAGACAGAAGCGGAAACAAGAGAACAUUCGUCUUUUGAGCGAACAGAUCACUUUGACGGAGCAACUUGAAGCAGAGAGAGAAAUGUCGUCAACCAAGGAGUCUCAAGAAACAUGA
Messenger RNA from Suncus etruscus (white-toothed pygmy shrew), 254 nucleotides. Its product is annotated as protein PET117 homolog, mitochondrial. The transcript has 2 exons. Bases 12 to 254 code for a protein of 80 amino acids. NCBI's taxonomy places the organism in Eukaryota, Metazoa, Chordata, Mammalia, Eulipotyphla, Soricidae. Gene Ontology annotation, biological process: mitochondrial respiratory chain complex IV assembly. Gene Ontology annotation, cellular component: mitochondrion. The record is from RefSeq and is a predicted model, not a curated record.